Gigantopelta aegis is the source of this 1580-nucleotide messenger RNA. RefSeq names its product dipeptidyl peptidase 2-like. Bases 29 to 1438 code for a protein of 469 amino acids. NCBI's taxonomy places the organism in Eukaryota, Metazoa, Mollusca, Gastropoda, Neomphalida, Peltospiridae. The record is from RefSeq and is a predicted model, not a curated record. Gene Ontology annotation, biological process: proteolysis. Gene Ontology annotation, molecular function: serine-type exopeptidase activity; dipeptidyl-peptidase activity. The transcript has 11 exons.
GGCAGCAAUUGCAAUUGUUUUCCUUGUCAUGUUUUACAGUACUUUUUCAGUUUGUCAAGUAGUUCCUUAUCACGAAAAAUAUAUUGAGCAGUACUUGGAUCAUUUUAAUUUUGCUAGCUUUGGAAACAAGACUUUUAAACAGAGAUAUCUUUUUCAAGAUAAAUGGUGGGACAAGGAACACGAUGGACCGAUUUUCUUUUAUACUGGCAAUGAAGGUGAUAUUAAUGGAUUCUGGGAAGCCAGUGGUUUUGUAAUGGAUAUCGCCCCUCAGUUUGGAGCAUUAGUCCUCUUUGCUGAACAUCGGUUCUAUGGGAAGUCCCUUCCAGCAGGAGGUGACAGUUUCAAGGCUCCGUACAUCGGUCUGUUGACCAUUGAACAGGCACUGGCUGACUUCGCUGUGCUUCUCACUCGACUCAAGACACAACUCAAUGCCAAAGGAUCUCCUGUCAUUGCUUUUGGAGGAAGUUAUGGAGGGAUGCUGACUGCCUUCAUGAGAUUCAAGUACCCGAACAUCAUCGACGGUGGUAUUGCAGCUAGUGCUCCCCUCUUCAUGUGGGUUCCAGACUUUGAUCGGAGCUUUUUCUUCAAAACUGUCACUCAGGACGUCAGAGAUGUGAGCCCUGUUUGUGAAUCAAAAAUACGGGCAGCCUUCCAAAAAAUGAACGAUCUUGCAUCUGAAGGGACUAGAGGCUUGGAAGAGAUUUCGAGACUGUUUAAUCUGUGUAAGCCGGUCACCAAUCUGCCAAGCUACAAACAUCUACAGGGGUGGAUUCGCAACAGCUUUGCCAACAUGGCCAUGUUUAACUACCCGUACGCAGUUCCCUUGUUCAACUUGCCGGCCAACCCACUUAAUGUUGUGUGCAAGUUGGUUCUGAUGGCUCCCAGUGUUAUAGCUGGUCUAGCAUCUGCUGCUGGUCUCUACUACAACGGGACUCACGGGACCCUGCCCUGUUUUGACAUCUACAAGGAAUAUGUGCAGUGUGCUGACCCAACAGGCUGUGGUCUUGGCCCUAAUGCCAAGGCAUACGAUUAUCAGGCAUGUACAGAAGUCCGCCUACCUGAUGGCACCAACAAUGUGACUGAUAUGUUUCCUGUGUUGCCAUGGACGCAGGACAUGAGGCGUGAAUACUGCGAGAAGACUUGGGGAAUUUCACAACGACUUGACUGGACCACUAUACAGUUCUGGGGACUGAAAUUAAAGUCUGCCAGUAAUCUAGUCUUCUCCAAUGGUGACCUUGACCCCUGGCAUGGGGGUGGGGUAAAUAAAAGUAUUUCCAACACAGUUGUUGCUGUUUUAAUUAAAGGUGGAGCUCACCAUUUGGAUCUCAGACACCACAAUCCUGCGGAUCCUCCUGGAGUGAUCCAAGCUCGGGAGAUCGAGAAGACAAACAUCCAAAAAUGGAUCCUUUCGGCCAAGACAUCGCGAUCACAAGUGUAACAAGAAGAAUAGAUCUAGGAAAGAAUUGUGUUAUUAAUGUAUUAGCCCCCUACUGGUCCAACCGGAGGGGACUAUAGGUUUCAUCUCUGUCCUUCUGUCUGUCCGUCCGUCUGUCCCACAUAUGUUUUCCGGAUGUUUUUUG